AUGGCGUGGUUCACAACUCUUCCGCGAGGAUCCAUCACCAACUUCCGAGAUUUUUCGUCCAAAUUCCUCGUCCAGUUCUCAGCGAGCAAGACUAAGCAAGUGACGAUCGAGGACUUGUACAACGUGCGACAAUCUGCAGGGGAGACUCUGAAACAAUACGUGAAACGAUUCAGUGCUGCGUCGGUAAAGAUUGAGGAAUCGGAGCCGAAUGCUUGUGCCCGGGCCUUCAAAAAUGGUCUACAACUUGGAAAUCUAAAAAGCAAACUGAGUCGUAAGCCGGCCAAAUCGAUGGCGGAGGUACGCACGCGGGCGAACACGUACAUCCUUGAUGAGGAGGACGACGCUUUCAAGCGACGAAGGGCGAAGGUGGAAAAGGAUGGUGAUCAGGGGGACGCGUCGCCAGAGGAUAAAGCAAGCAAAGACAAGGUUGAAGGGAGUAAGAGGCGAGACAGGAAAGUCCGGGCAGCGGAGAAGACAACGAGAGACCCUUUGUAUCCAAGGAGGGACAAUGCUGAGCAUCGCCGACCCUGGCACCAGGCUGACUCUCGUCGGCGUGGAGAGUCGGGAAAGAGUCUGAGUGCUCAUCUAACGGAGCUGCUGCGUGAGGUCAAGGUGACCCAUGCCGUUGAAGAAGGCGAAAGGGAAGCCGACCCGCUGCGACCAAAAUCAGAUAAGACUAAGUGGUGUGAGUAUCAUCGGUCAGCAGGACAUGAUACAGGGGAUUGUUUCACUUUAAAGAAUGAGAUAGAAAAGCUCAUCAGAGCAGGGCGAGCGCAGCUAGAUGACCGCAAUGAGCGUUGGAAUGGCGAGCGACAACAGGGAAAUAGGUAUAGGAACUCUCGCCAGCAGGAUGAUCGCCGACGGGAGGAUCGCCGCCGCACGCCGAGUGCAGAAAAGAAGGAAACACUGGCUACCAAGAAAAAGAACGCAGAAGAAACAUUUAAUAAAGAUCUCGACCCACCGGUGGGCACAAUUAAUACAAUUGCAGGUGGUUUCGACGGAGGAGGAGAUACAGCUUCAGCGAGAAGAAGACAUGUCAGGGCAGUAACCUCGGUGCAACAAUACCAAGCUCCUUUUGGUUUCCAGCAUCCGGAUAUAGUAAUCUCAUCAGCGGAUUUUGAGGGAGUCAAAAUGCAUAAAGAUGAUCCGGUGGUCAUUAUGGUUCGGAUCAACAGCUUUAAUGUUCGCCGGGUGCUUUUGGAUCAAGGUAGCUCCGCCGAUAUCAUCUACGGGGAUGCGUUUGAUAAGCUGGGUUUAACCGAUAAGGAUUUGAUGCCUUAUACAGGAACGCUAGUAGAGUUCUCGGGCGAGCAGGUAUGGGUGCGAGGUUAUAUAGAUCUAGACACCGUUUUCGGAGUAGAGGACAACGCCAAGCUCCUUCGUGUAAGGUACCUGGUGAUACAAGUUGUAGCCUCGUACAACAUUAUCAUUGGGAGGAAUACCUUAAACCGUUUGUGCACCGUCAUUUCAACAUCCCAUCUUGCAGUAAAGUACCCGCUGCUUUGUGGGAAGGUGGGGAAAAUUGUGGUUGAUCAAAGAAGGGCGAGGGAAUGCUACAAUAAUUGUCUCAGCAUGUACGGGAAAAAAGGAGCAGGCGAGGGACACCGGUGUCAGGAAAUUGAGAUCCAACAGGAAGGUCAGAAUGAGCAGAGUAGGUCAAGGGUUGAGACGCGGGAGAUAGACCAUGGGAGGGCGAAAAGGCAGAGGAAUAACCAGAGGCGAGUUGAAGAAGAAGUCGGGAAGACAGAAUGGGACAGACCGUUCACAGACAUUACAGCGGAAGAACGGUGGGCAGGCAUCAUGGAUGACCCAGAAAGGUAUAAGUUCAGUAGGGGAGUGUUGGCGAUUGAGCCUAGGCUCACCCUUGAGCAAGAAAGACGGUUGGAAAAGCUCGUAUAG
Messenger RNA from Lotus japonicus, 1899 nucleotides. RefSeq lists its product as uncharacterized. Bases 1 to 1899 code for a protein of 632 amino acids. The record is from RefSeq and is a predicted model, not a curated record. The transcript has a single exon. NCBI's taxonomy places the organism in Eukaryota, Viridiplantae, Streptophyta, Magnoliopsida, Fabales, Fabaceae.